Messenger RNA from Closterium sp. NIES-67, 1307 nucleotides. The record is from the annotation of a GenBank genome assembly. Lineage: Eukaryota; Viridiplantae; Streptophyta; Zygnematophyceae; Desmidiales; Closteriaceae.
AUAGCAGCACAGUGCGAUUACGAGCUACACUCGUUGGGCUUCUCCACAGAGUUUGUCACAGGAUCGAAUGACUCGAGGAUCGAUUGCACUAUCGAUCAGUACAAGGUGCUUUUAUACUUCCAGAGUACAUCAGGCACUGCCCCUUGUCUAGCCUAGGGGGUGUGUCAACUUAUACAUAUGCAUUUUAUAUAGAAGUUAUAGGCUAUAUAGGGUUGUGUUCUUAGAGGGCAUAACACCAACCCUAUGUCUGUCAUCAUCACAUGCCCAAGGAUCACAUUACUAAUGAGCAUCAUAUCCAAAGAUCCUUUUUCUCAUGUUCAAAACAAGUUAAAAUGUGUAGGUCUCUAGUCUACAGGAAGCCUAGACGUCAUAUAGGGGUCGAGGUCAAUUUAGGGCCAAGCGGUAGGUCACUUUUCGAGGAGUGGGUAAGCGUCUGACCCACAUGUGACCCGAUUGUCACAUUGAGGUGACCUGAAAGGUACAUAAAGGAGAUGCCUCCGAGGCGGUGAGGUCUGGGUCAUUCCCUUUCUGGAGAUGUAGAGAGCAUAAGGCAGAAAGCAGAGAGCAUAAAGCAGAGAGCAAAAAGCAAAAAGCAGAGCACAAGAGGCAAAAAGAGAAGGCACACCCACCUGCCAGCAGGCGGCAUCAUGAGGAGCAGCAGCAGAGGCUCUCUUGAAUUAGGAGCAAGCAGCGCUCAGAUUCUUCACAAAAGCUUCCAGGAACAUGCAUGACUACAAAACUACAGGGCUCCGCGGCUGAAUCUUCUCUGCCUGCUCCAGCAAGUCCUAGGCAGCCUACACUGGCUCAGAUGAUUCUGCAGGUGGUGCCGACCCCUCAAGUGGCUUGUCUGCUCCUUGCACUGGCCUACUUGGCUGUAGCUCCAGUUGCACCUCUGCUAGUGCACUUCCAGUUCUGCAGUGACUGCUUGGCUCAGAACCGCCGGCAGCACAACAACUGCCCGCUCUGCCGCUCCCCUCUUCUGCAGUGCCAUCUGCAGCGAUAGGGCCUUUGACCUUGGCAAGCUUGGUGUCAGUGUCAGAUGCAGCAGUAGGGCCUUUGACUUUGGCAAGCUUGGUGUCACUGUCAGUUGCAGCAGUAGGGCCUUUGACCUUGGCAAGCUUGGUGUCAGUGUCAGAUGCAGAAAUAUGGGCUCUGUCAAGCCUAUCACUUUCAGCUGCAUCAUUAUCCGAUUUUCAUCAUUGGUAAUGUCGCAAUUACAGCAGUUGCUGCUUUGACAACUGCAAAAGGUGGGCAGCAUUGGACGAGCCUGCCUGCUGUUCUACUCUCCUGAGGGCUUCCAGUUUUGC